Messenger RNA from Drosophila suzukii, 422 nucleotides. NCBI's taxonomy places the organism in Eukaryota, Metazoa, Arthropoda, Insecta, Diptera, Drosophilidae. The record is from RefSeq and is a predicted model, not a curated record.
UUUGCAUGCAAGUCGGGCGACUUUAUAUGCUUUAUAGCAGCUAUAGCAACGAUCUGCAAAAAUGUGCAUACUUCGUGUCCCGAUGCCCUUGGAGGAGAAAAGGUCCUCGGGGCUGGAAGGUCGGAUCCAACGUUUGGAAGACGAAGUUCCCGGGAUGGGCAGUGAAGUUCGCAAGAUGCGGGCUGAUUUAGAGGAGUUGAAGGCAGUGAACUCUGCAAUACUUGAUUCCACUGCCCAGAUGUUGGCCAUCUGGAAAAAAAUUGCACCAGCCGAGCCAAUCUUAAAGGCGGACUUCCCCAUUAGAACCCUGGACCACUUAAAGGAAGUGGAUGAUAAAAUAUAUGGGAACAUGGAGAAAUAUAGGGUAUAAUGAUUUCAGAAGAAAGUUUACAACGCAAUGUAGGAGACGAUUGUGACUGAAA